UGUGCUCAAAGAGCCAAAGGAGGGAUCAAGUCUCAGCACACUCACUCAUAUUCACUCCUUCGCUCAGAGUCUCUGUGUCAUUCAUAUCUCUCUCCUUCAAACCUCACACACAGACACACACACACACACACCGCUCACACAAACUUGACUCAGAGCUUAAAUAAGUCACCGUUUGAGGAGACGGGCAGACGACUUAAGGGACGAAAGAAAGGACAAAACGUCAGAACAAAGGAGAGAGAAAAAGAUUGGAAGUUUUUGACACCCUUGAACUUUGAACUUGGACACCAGGACACUUUCUUUCCUGUUAGCAGGUGGAUACAAACAAGAAAACUAAGGGGAUUGGCUUCCUUUUGUGAAUUUUCUUUUUUUUAAAUUUGUGUUGGACUUUUGGACCCAGCCUGGUUGAAAGUGCAGUAAGAGGAAGGCGAUGGGGAGAUGGGCGUUACAUCUCUCAGCGGGGCUCGGGCUUCUGGCCGUCCUGUUGAUGUCGUCUUACGCUGAGGAGAACUACUGCUUUGCUGCCAGAGAUACCACCUGCUCUAAGUGUCUGCAGGCUGGAAAAGGCUGCGCCUACUGCCCCGAGGAGAACUUUCACGGGCCUCGCUGUGACCGUCAUGAGAACAUCCUGGCCCACGGCUGCACUGCUGCGGCAAUCAUCACCGCCCACAGCAGCAAUAGGACAGACAAGGCUGAGAGGAUCAACACGAGGCUCCAGCAGUCCCAGGUGUCACCUCAGCAGCUGACCAUGACCUUCCUGCCAGGAGAGGAGAAGAUGGUGGACGUGGAGGUGUUUGCUCCUACCAAAGGUCCUCUGGAUCUUUAUAUUCUUAUGGACUUCUCCAACUCCAUGGCUGACGAUUUGGACAACCUGAAGAGGAUGGGCUCAAAGCUGGCCACCGUAGUGGGAACGCUGUCCGAUGACUACACCAUCGGCUUUGGGAAGUUUGUGGACAAAGUGAUCGAGCCGCAGACCGACAUGAGGAAAUCAAAGCUGGAAUCCCCAUGGCCAAACAGUGACCCUCCAUUCUCCUUUGAAAACGUCAUCAAGCUGACAAGCAAUGAGGACGAAUUCACCAGGAUCCUGCAGAAGGAGAAGAUAUCUGGAAACCUGGACGCUCCUGAAGGAGGCUUCGACGCCAUAUUACAGGCUGCAGUUUGUCAGGAGCAAAUUGGCUGGCGAGCUCACAGUACUCACCUGCUGGUGUUCUCCACCGAGUCUGCAUUUCACUACGAGGCUGAUGGUGUCAACGUGCUCUCUGGCAUCCUGAAGCGCAACGACGAGCACUGCCACCUGAACCCUGAGGGCAAAUACACCCACGAUACAGUGCAGGACUACCCCUCAAUACCCACUCUGGUGCGCCUGCUGGGCAAACACAACAUCAUCCCCAUCUUUGCCGUCACCAACCACUCCUACACCUACUACCAGAAACUUGAAAAGUAUUUCCCCAUCGCGGAAGUCGAGCUGUUGCAGGAGGAUUCCUCCAACAUCCUCCAGGUCAUGGAGAGUGCCUUCAAGAGAAUCCGUUCCAAGAUGAGCAUCCGUGCAGAAGACAGGCCCAAGGCUUUCGAGACUCAGUUCUUGUCCACCAACGGAACUGUCGCCCAAUACGGUGCCUUUGACUUCAAGCCUGGAGAAACAGGCAAGUUCAAGAUGCUUCUGAAAGCCCAGAGGAUGGUGGAGGAGACGCCCGUGUGCCAGAUGGACGGUGAAGAUACCAGUGGCAAGAUGAGAAUCAAACCCACAACCUUCAGUGCUGCCGUCAAUGUCGAGGCAUCGGUUCUGUGCCCAGUCUGUGACUGUGAGAAGACUCCUAUAAUUAGAUCACCGUUAUGUCACGGCAACGGAGACCUGGUGUGUGGAAAGUGUAGAUGUUAUGACGGCUGGCUGAGUAGAUACUGUAACUGCUCAGCCACUGGUGCAGCGCUGGACACCAGCCAGUGCAAAGGUCCAGGCAUGACUGAACCGUGUUCCGGUCGUGGAGACUGCCUCGAGUGUGGGACGUGUGUGUGCUACAACCCUGAUCAGUUUGAAGGUCCUUACUGUCAGUACGACAAAACCCAGUGUCAGCGAUUUGGUGGCUUUCUCUGCAACGACCGGGGCUCUUGUAUUAUGGGUCGCUGCUCCUGCACAGAGGGUUGGCAGGGAAAUGCCUGCGAGUGUCCUAUGAGCAACCAGACCUGUCUGGACAACAAGAAGGGUAUCUGCAACGGCCGAGGUAAAUGUGUGUGUGGCAAAUGUGAGUGUGAAAACAUGGAGGUGGAUCUGACCGCAACUUGUGAGCCAAAUUUUCAGGCCCAGCUGGGUGCUUGUGAGGCGACCAGAGACUGUGUUCAGUGUCAAGCCUGGAAGACAGGGAGGAAGAAGGACGACUGCAAGUGUCCCUUCAAAAUAUUCUGGGUGGAUGAACUCAAACACUCGGAGUUGGUGCGUGACUCGUGCAGUUUCCGUGACGAGGAAGACGAUUGUACGUACCAUUACACUGCAGAAAACCCCAUAGAUCCAACUGACGGAAUCCUGAAAGUUAAAGUGCUGAAGAAGAAAGAUUGUCCUGCUGCCAGCCUCCUGUGGUUGCUGCCUCUGAUCUUGUUCCUGCUCCUGUUGCUCGCACUCCUUCUGCUCUGCUGCUGGAAGUACUGCGCCUGCUGCAAAUCCUGCUGUCAGAGUUGUUUAGCCCUGCUGCCCUGCUGUAGACGAGGUCGUAUGGUUGGUUUCAAGGAGGACGAGUAUCUGCUCCGUCAGUCUCUGCUCACCUCAGACCAUCUGGACACGCCCAUGGUGAGGACAGGACCACCCAAGGGAACGGACGUGGUUCGGUGGAAGAUCACUGACAAUGUUCACCGUGCACCCAACCAUCCACAGGCUCUGAUAAAACCAAACCCCAAGGAGAUCAUUCAGUUCCCGAUCUCGCUGCGACUGAACAGACUGUUGUCCGAGAACCUGACCCGUCCUGAUUCCAGAGACACGGAGCAGCUCCGCAAGGAUGUGGCCGACAAUCUGAAUGAGGUGUACAAACAGAUUCCCGGGGCCCAGAAGGUGCAAAAGACAGUUUUCAGAUCGCAAAGAAAUGCUGGAAAAAGGCAGGACUACACCAUCAUGGACACCGUCCUGUCUGCUCCUCGCAGCAGUUUUCCUGACAUUGUCAAACUCACAGAGAAGAACGUCCAGUCUGGAAACUUCCAUGACCUCAAAGUUGUCCCUGGAUACUACACAGUGGCCACAGACAGAGAGGCGGCAGGAGCCGUAGAGUUCCAGGAGGACGUGGAGUCCGUGGACGUUCACGUGCCGCUCUUCGUCAAAGAUGAAGAUGACGACAAAAAACAGCUUCUGGUAGAGGCCGUGGACGUACCACUGGGCAUCGCUGAGAUUGGAAAACGUUUGGUCAACAUCACCAUCAUUAAAGAGCAUGCCUCCAGCGUGUUCUCCUUCCUCCAGCCUUCAUACACCUACAGUCGAGGAGACGGAGUGGCCAACAUUCCAAUCAGCAGAGAGAUCAUCGAGGAUGGACGCACACAGGUCACAUAUCGUUCACGUGACCUCACGGCCAAGGACAAGAAGGACUACAUCACCGUGGAAGGCGACCUGAGCUACAGUCCUGGUGAGACCCAGAAGAUAGUUCCCGUUCGUCUGCUGGAGCUGACAGAGAGAGAUGGCCUCCUGGAUGACAAACAGGUCAAACAGUUUGUCCUGGACCUCAGUAACCCACGGCAGGGCGCCAAACUGGGACGCUACCCAAGAACUACAGUCACUAUUGCUGACCAACCAGAUCCCGGUGUAAUAAUGUUCAAAAAGGGAACCCAGAACUUCAGUACAUUUGACCCAUCCUACGUCAUCCCUGUGGUCCGCACUCGAAACCCAGAAAGUCCCGCCACAGUCAAAUGGCGAACCAGGAAGUCCCAACGAUUUGAGCUAUCUGGCCCACUGAAGUUUGCUCCUGGAGAAACAGAGAAGAACAUCAUCAUUGAACCCAAAACUCACCCUGGACCUAUCCAACCAGAGACCUUCCAAGUGGAACUGUAUGAGCCCAGCAGUAAUACCACCAUUGGAGAGAGGAAGACCACCAUAGUCAACAUCACAGACGGAGUUCAGCAGAAGGACUUCAUCAGUCCUAAAGUCCCCCCCCCCGGUGGUCUCCUGCUUGCACCAGGAAACUCUAAAGCCAUUGCAACUGGACCCAGAAAUAUUUCCCUGAACUGGGACCCACCCCCUGGUAAUCCCCAGGGCUACAAGGUGAAAUACUGGAUCUAUGGCGACCCGGAGAAAAACGCCCAGGUCAUAGACGUGAAGACACCUCAGGCUGAGCUGACCAACCUCUACCCCUACUGUGACUAUGAGAUGAGGGUGUCGGCCUAUAACUCAGUGGGAGAAGGAUACAACACCGACAUCAUCACUUGUCAAACUCUGGAGGACGUGCCUGGUGAGCCUGGACGUCUGGCCUUCAACGUCAUCAGUCCCACUGUCACUCAGGUCAGCUGGGCGGAGCCUGCAGAGACUAAUGGCAACAUCACAGCCUAUGAGGUCAUCUACACGCCCAUCAAUGAUGACAUGAAACCAGUGGGCGCUGCCAAGAAAGUAAAGAUCGAUAACCCUAAGAAGCGAAUGCUGGUGAUCGAGAACCUGCAGAACGCCCAAACCUACCAGUACAAGGUCCGUGCAAAGAACAGCAUGGGUUGGGGCCCCUUCAGGGACGCCACCAUCAACCUGGCAUCACAACCUACAAGACCACUGUCCAUUCCCAUCAUUCCUGACAUCCCUAUUGUGGAUGCAGAGGCAGGAGACGAGUAUGACAGCUACCUGAUGUACAGCAACGAGGUGCUGAAAUCCCCCGCAGGCUCCAAGACACCCAGCGUGGCUGGUGAUGAUAUGAUGAUGAAUGGAAAGUGGGACCAGAGCUUCAUGUUCCCAGGAGGAUCAGUGACACGCAACCUGUCCACGUCGUCUUCUCCCAUGUCCACGCUGAGCUCCAACUACAGAGGAGGAAACAGCUCCUUCACCACAGAAACCACCUACAUGUCUGGACCAGGGACCACUCGUAUGAUUGGUGGUGGAGUCCAAACAACGGACGUCAUCAUGAGGAAGCGCUCGGAGAACAGAGGCUACACAGACGAGAACAUCCGUGACUCCAUUGUCAUGGGAGAUUUAUCUGCCAAGUUUGCAGAUCUGGCAGGUGGGUACGGCUACACUGGGAUGCAGAGCAGCUCUCAGAGCCAGUUCAGCUACAACCUGUCUCAGGGUUCAAGGGCCAGGACCCAGUCUACAGACGUCAAUGAAGCCCUGUAUAAUCUGGACAGGGUUCUCCACGAUGCCCGACUCAACCCUGGUGUCCCUGACACCCCCAGCAGACUGGUCUUCUCUGCUCUGGGCCCCACAGCCCUCAAGGUCAGCUGGCAGGAACCCCACUGUGACAAAGACAUCCUGGGUUACUGUGUCCUCUAUCAGCUGAUCAAUGGAGGUGAAGUCAAACGCAUGAACAUAACAAACCCAGCUGAGAACUCAGUCAUCAUCACGGACCUGCUGCCCAACCACUCCUACCUAUUCAAGGUGAAGGCUCAGAGUCAAGAAGGCUGGGGCCCUGAAAGAGAAGGAGUCAUCACCAUCGAGUCUGCCGUUGACCCCAAGAGUCCCCUCAGUCCGAUGCCAGGUUCACCCUUCACUCUGAGCACGCCCAGUGCACCAGGACCUCUGGUCUUCACCGCUCUGAGCCCCGAUUCCCUGCAGCUCAGUUGGGAGAAACCUCGCAAACCCAACGGCGACAUCCUGGGCUACGUGGUCACCUGUGAGCAGCUGCACGGUGGAGAUGACAUGCGAUCCUUCCAGGUGAACGGUGACAGCACUGAGACCAGCCUCACCGUCCCCAACCUGACGGAGAACGUUCCCUACAAGUUCAAAGUUCAGGCCCGGACCACACAGGGCUUCGGACCAGAGAGAGAGGGCAUCAUCACCAUCGAGUCACAAGAUGGAGGUGCAAUGUCUCAGUACAACAACAAAUCAAUGACAAGAAGGGAUGUUUUCCACAUGCCGACAGAAGUGACCACACGGACCAACAUCUCGCACGCUAUGCACAGCGACCCUUUCUUUUCAGACGGCAUGAUGAUGACCACGCAGCACACGGAGACCAGCGGCAUGGUGACCCGUCAAAUCACCAAGGAGGUGGUUCAAAGGGAGGUCAUCGGAGGAGCGACCGUCACAAAGAAGAUGUUUUAUGAAUCAUAAGAUAGAAUAAAGCACCCCUGAGGUGUCCAAAGUUUUAAAAUAGAUUUUUUUUUACUCUCGACCGCAGUGAGUGUAUUUUUUAUAUGAGAGUUUGCAGCCAAAAACCAGAAAAUGCCAUGAAAAGUGUAAAUAAAGCAGGAGGUGUUGUAGAUUUAUGUCUGUUACUGUCCACAAGGUUUAAAUCAACAUCCACGUCACUUAUUGUUGUUUGUGAAAGUUCAAUUUCUAUUUUUGUUUUUUGUUUUGUUUCUUUUCUUACAUCAGUUGGUCAAUCUGGUAAAAACACACAGUGGGGCUUAAGCAAGGUCAGUACUCCAAACUUGACCGUUCCUACUGGUAUCUGUCCUUCAUCUGUCAGUCUUUCCUCAGUUACCCAUAAAUUCAAACAUGGCUACUGUUGAUCUAUUCUUAAGCUAAUUCCACUUCUUAUAAACAAUCUAUGGCUGUAAAAGCUGCAUUCUGACUAAUGUGGCCCAGUUCUGAAUAACAAAAUAUAUUACGUUGCUGUAUUUGUGCAUAGAUAUGUAUUGUAUUAAAGUGUGGUGAAGUUAUCUUCAGGUGUUAAAUACACUUUAAAAAAAUAUAUCACGUUAACCUUAAAAGAACUAACACUUGGUUUUUGAAUAAUAAUACAAGAGAAACGUCGCCUUAAACAGACGAUUCGAUUCUCUGAGAUUCCACCCCACUACCAGCUAAUGUUUCCUUUUGCAAUUUACAUUUUGGCCAUAAAGUUAACAUUUUAAAGACAUCUUGGUUUUGUACAGACAGGAUGAUUGUAUCUGCAUACAUGCAUGUUCUACUGCUUUCUGGGCUUGUUUUUUGUGUGUGUUGUGAUGAAAUAUUUUGAUCAAGAAGAUGCAGCACAGACAAGUGGAACCACUUUUACACCAAAAAUACAAAACGUUCUGCACUUUGUUCACUGAAGUGACCAGUGUGUUGAAUUUAGCACCAUCUAGAGGUAAGAAAUUGCAACAAACUGGUUUUUAAAAAAUGGUAGUAAAAUAUGAAAGGGGAAGUAAUUAAUUUUGAAUUUGACAAACCGGGCCUUUACGGUCGACCAUUGUCUUGUCGCUUUGUUCUGUUGCACUUAAGUAUUUUGAAAUAAACAUUUUCUCUUUUACUAAAAAA
Cynoglossus semilaevis (tongue sole) is the source of this 7339-nucleotide messenger RNA. It is a transcript of the gene itgb4, whose product is annotated as integrin, beta 4. The transcript is spliced from 42 exons. Gene Ontology annotation, cellular component: cell surface; membrane; focal adhesion. NCBI's taxonomy places the organism in Eukaryota, Metazoa, Chordata, Actinopteri, Pleuronectiformes, Cynoglossidae. Gene Ontology annotation, molecular function: integrin binding. Bases 428 to 6211 code for a protein of 1927 amino acids. The record is from RefSeq and is a predicted model, not a curated record. Gene Ontology annotation, biological process: integrin-mediated signaling pathway; cell communication; cell-cell adhesion.